Molecule: messenger RNA, 1063 nt
Organism: Dermacentor silvarum
Lineage: Eukaryota; Metazoa; Arthropoda; Arachnida; Ixodida; Ixodidae
Product: alpha-tocopherol transfer protein-like
Exons: 5
Coding region: 121-1002 (293 amino acids)
Cellular component (GO): membrane
Molecular function (GO): phosphatidylinositol bisphosphate binding
Source: RefSeq, a predicted model, not a curated record
AGGUAUGCACAUAUGCUGAGAUUGUGCUUGUGAACCACGUGUUAACAAUAUGCUUGACUUGGACGGCUCUUAACGUAUAAACAGGGCGUAUUUAUUUUCGGAUGCACAGAAAAUUCUAAGAUGUCCAACGACAGCAACGGAAACUUUCGGGAUGGCUUGACUGGAGGUUUGAGAGAUAUUGCACAGCAAGAGCUAGGAGAAACGCCUGCAGUAAAAGAGAAGGCCCUGAAUCAACUUCGGGAGCUAAUUCUGGGUGAACCUUUACUCGACUGUCCUACGGACGAAGACUUCCUCGUCAAGUUCCUACGGGCUAGAAAGUAUGACCCGCAGAGCGCCUUCAAGAACGUCAAAAAGUAUUUUAAGGUUCGAAGGGACAAUCCAGAGAUGUUCGCAGAAUUGACGCCACGCAACGUGCCCUUCAACGACGCCUGCCGUAAGCAUCGGCUGGUGACGCUGUCCCGCAAGACGGAUCCCAAGGGAAGAGCUGUGAUCAAGUUCAGGACCGGUGGCUGGAACACCGACAUAUGCUCGCUGGACGACUUCUUCAGGAUUUCCCUAGUGCACGUCGAACACAUCUUGCUUCAAGAAGAAUUUCAGAUCAGGGGCCUCGUAGCCGUUCUGGACAUCAAGGGCCUUAGCGUAUUCCACGUAGCUCACUACACGCCUUCCGUUAUCAAAAAAUUCAUGACCCUUGUGCAGGACUGCCUACCCUUGCGGAUCAAAGGAGUCUACAUCAUCAACAACCCUGCUUUAUUUGACAUUUUAUUCACUAUUGCAAAGCCCUUCAUGAAGGCCAAGCUGGUGAAAAGGGUUCGCUUCUUCGGCUACGACUUGGAGGAGUUACACAGUCUUGUGCCGGAUGACGUCAUUCCGGAGGAGCACGGCGGCACCAACGAAAGCUACGACUUUGACACGAUAGAGGAGGAGCUUAAGAGGGAAGGGAAGUUCUUCGAGAAAAUUAACGCUUACGGUUAUCGCACGGAGGCGAAGGACGGCAUUUGAACUGAGCAGCAGAUGGCUGGGAUAACGAAUAUCACAUUCAAUCAUCUUUUUAUUUUAUUUG